Molecule: messenger RNA, 657 nt
Organism: Sphenostylis stenocarpa
Lineage: Eukaryota; Viridiplantae; Streptophyta; Magnoliopsida; Fabales; Fabaceae
Source: the annotation of a GenBank genome assembly
AUGGACAAAAACAAUGGCUCAAACUCUUCUGUGUGCGACAAAAUCCGUCAAGCACUUGCAAGCAACCCUGCUGUUCGAGCCGUUCAACGCAUCACAAGCUUCAAUCAAGAUCCUAAACCCCUCACCAAACAUCCAAAAACACCUUCAUCCAUCACUAAUAUUCCUAUCCAAAACAAACCUCAUUCAAACCAUAAAGCUCACAAAGAAGGAUCUGGGUCAGAAACAAUUCCCAUAAAGUUUGAUCACUCAACCCCUAAGUUGAGUAAUGGAAGCUCAGCAGUCUCAAGUGCAGCAAAAGGUUCAGAAAGAGCUACCAAAGUGGUUGUUAAAGGUGAACCUCAUCCACAGCAUGUUCCCAUGCAAGGGUAUAAACAACAUGGUCAUCAUGGGGUGCACACAGAAUCAACACUCGGUAAGAAACCAAUGGAUAUUAAUGACCAUUUCAAAGAUUUCAUUCAACAGACCAGGGAGAAAAUGAUGAGAAGCAUGACGAACAUUGGUUUUGGUCAGAGCAACCAUGCGGCUGCAGCAGAUCAAGAGCCUCAACAUGGUGCCAACAAAAACGAAAGCCAUUUUUCGGACUUUAUUCAGCGUGCUAGGAAGAAGCUCAGAACUACAACAACUGCCCGAAAGAAUAAUUACACGAAGAAAGAGUGA